GGUGGGCGAGGCUUGCCGCCGGCCGAGGCGAGGGUGGGGCGCGCGGCGGGUUCAUCUCGGCCAGUCGGCGCGCGGCUCGGUGCUCCGGAGCACGCACAUCCAGUGCCUCCUCCACAUGGACCACCAGGGCGGCGACGACGGCGCGCCCAAGAAGAAGAAGCAGGCGCGCGUGUACUACGGGCCGCCCGUCGAGCAGACCUACGUGGACGACGGCGACGACGACGAUGACGAGAACGGAAAGACGCCUACCAUCGCAGAAAAUGGAGUCAUCAAGAAGAAAUCGUGCAUCGAGUUCAUGUACAACAAAGUCUACCCAGAUAGGAGUAUCGAAAC
Messenger RNA from Frankliniella occidentalis (western flower thrips), 333 nucleotides. RefSeq lists its product as uncharacterized. The record is from RefSeq and is a predicted model, not a curated record. NCBI's taxonomy places the organism in Eukaryota, Metazoa, Arthropoda, Insecta, Thysanoptera, Thripidae.